This is a messenger RNA of Capsella rubella, 1222 nucleotides long. RefSeq names its product FH protein interacting protein FIP2. The transcript is spliced from 12 exons. The record is from RefSeq and is a predicted model, not a curated record. Gene Ontology annotation, molecular function: protein binding. Bases 105 to 1001 code for a protein of 298 amino acids. NCBI's taxonomy places the organism in Eukaryota, Viridiplantae, Streptophyta, Magnoliopsida, Brassicales, Brassicaceae. Gene Ontology annotation, biological process: protein homooligomerization.
AAGAAAAACUUUUCUCAGCAAAAACAUCAAACAAAGAACCCCAAACGAAGCAAAAACAUUUUCAGGUCAAAGCUUAGUGCUGGGUUCUCUUCUUCCUCUCUCUCAUGGAGACGAGCUCUGACUUGUCUUCCAUGGUUCGUCUUAACAUUGGUGGAAAGAAAUUUUGUACUACCAUUGAUACUUUGACUAUCCGUGAGCCAGACUCAAUGCUUGCAGCGAUGUUUAGUGGUCGACAUGCAAUGUGCCAAGAAUCCAAAACGGGUCAUGUAUUCAUAGAUAGGGAUGGCAAACACUUUCGUCAUAUUUUAAAUUGGUUGCGUGAUGGUGUUGCUCCUAGUCUGUCAGAUCCUGAUUGUUCUGAACUUUUGCGUGAAGCAGACUACUAUCAGCUUCUCGGGCUGAAAGAUGGAAUCAAAGAUUCGAGAAGAGAACUUGGUGAAGUAGAAGCUGAGUUAUCACGUAUAGAUAUCAUCAAAUGUAUACAAUCCGAGAGAGUCAGGUUCCGAGGUGUUAAUCUUUCUGGAAUUGAUCUUUCUAAACUGGAUCUAUCCCUUGUGGAUUUCAGCUAUGCUUGUCUUAGGAAUGUGUUUUUCUCUCGUACAAAUCUUCAGAGUGCCAAAUUUCGGAAUGCUGAUGCUGUGGGCUCUAUCUUUCACAAUGCUAUUUUGCGAGAGUGUGAGUUUACCAGCGCAAAUCUUAGAGGAGCCUUGUUAGCUGGUACAAAUCUUCAGAGUGCAAAUUUACAAGAUGCCUGCUUAGUGGACUGCAGCUUCUGUGGAGCAGAUCUCCGCACUGCACACUUGCAGAAUGCAGACCUUACAAAUGCCAACUUGGAGGGAGCAAAUCUAGAAGGUGCAAAUUUGAAGGGUGCAAAGUUGAGUAAUGCCAACUUCAAAGGAGCAAACCUUCAACGAGCUUACCUGAGGCAUGUGAACCUGCGAGAAGCGCAUAUGGAAGGGGCAAACCUCGGGGGAGCUAAUAUGACCGGUGCUAUCCGGUAAACACACCAUUUGUUCGGGACUGACUGUAAAGUCUCGGUCUUAUAAAUGAUUUGUAACUGCUUCUGGCAAAACGUGAGUGUAGUGGCCAUAUCAAAAGCCAAAAGCUUCUUGUUGUUGAAAUAAUAAAAAAAUAUAUAUAUAUAUAUUCUUUCUUCCAAAAAUCAAAGAUUAUCUAAGAGAUUUUGUUUUGAUUUAAUGUAUUUGAUCUCUAACGUUGGUAA